Pediculus humanus corporis (human body louse) is the source of this 2115-nucleotide messenger RNA. RefSeq lists its product as uncharacterized. The record is from RefSeq and is a predicted model, not a curated record. The transcript has 3 exons. The coding region runs from base 1 to 2115 and encodes 704 amino acids. NCBI's taxonomy places the organism in Eukaryota, Metazoa, Arthropoda, Insecta, Psocodea, Pediculidae.
AUGUUGGUAUUAUUGCAGAUAGUCAUAUCCGUGAUCGCCGCGAGAUUAAUCCAUGGAUAUACGAUAAAUUUAAAAGAAUCUGAAGAUAAGUCAUCGACCUUUCAACGUUUUGAAAAUUCAAAUUUUCCUAUACAAACCUUUGUAAGAACUGUUAAAAAUGUCAACGAGGGACCGAUAGCAGGUUAUCCGAAAGUACCACCACCGAACGCUUACGAAUCCGGUGGUUUGGCUGAUGAUUUGCUUCCGCCUCUGGGCAACGAAGGUUCCCAAUUCAAUAGAAGAUUGAUUUUUAAAAGAAGCAUAGAUCAAUUUGUAUUACCUUUGAAGACUGAUUACACGAUUCGAAACGAACCGUUGGUUAAAAUUACACCGGAUGAUAAAAUAACCGUUCAAACGACGUUUGCACCGACCGUUGACACCGUGGUACAAAAACUCGUCGAUCCUAAAACUGGUUACCCGUUAAAAGCACAACCGGAUUGGGCUUACGCUGGUGGAAACGAAGAGAUUUUGGAUUUACCGAUUGAAGAUGAUCGAAGGGAAGAUGAAAAAAGAGCCGUCGAUCCGAAGACGGGAUAUCCGUUGGUUGCCGAACCCGGUUGGGCGCAUGCAGGAGGAAACGAAGACAUUAUUGAUUUGCCACUCGAACAGUUACAACAGACAAACGAACAAAACGAAGCGGUAGAUCCUAAAACUGGAUACCCGUUGAAAGCGCAACCCGGUUGGGCAUAUGCUGGAGGAAACGAAGAAAUUAUCGAUUUGCCCCUCGAACAGUUACAACAGACAAACGAACAAAACGAAGCAGUAGAUCCUAAAACUGGAUACCCGUUGAAAGCACAGCCCGGUUGGGCAUAUGCCGGAGGAAACGAAGAAAGUUUAGAUCUUCCAUUGGAGGAUGCUCAACAAUCUAAUGAAAAAGAACCUGUCGAUCCUAAAACUGGAUACCCGUUGAAAGCACAACCCGGUUGGGCAUAUGCCGGAGGAAACGAAGAAAGUUUAGAUCUUCCAUUGGAGGAUGCUCAACAAUCGAAUGAAAAAGAACCUGUCGAUCCUAAAACUGGAUACCCGUUGAAAGCACAACCCGGUUGGGCAGAUGCCGGAGGAAACGAAGAAAUAAUUUCAUUACCCUUAGAUGACGUCGUUUUAAAUGAAAAUAAUAAUAAUAAUAAUAAAGUCGAUCCGAAAACGGGAUAUCCAUUGGUUGCACAAGAAAACUGGAAAGAUGCCGGUGGUAAUGGUAAUAUAUUGGAUUUACCUAUUGAAGAUUCAUCAUCUAUUCUCUUGGGUAUAAACACAAGGCAAUCAACCGAUGAAAUAACAAGACGUGGUACGACGAUUCAACCUUUUGGACAAGUUCUCGGUGAACUCAAACAACAACAACAACCCAAAGUCGAUCCGAAAACUGGUUACCCACUCGUGGCACAACCCGAAUGGUUUGACGCCGGUGGAAACGGUGAUAUAUUAGAUCUUCCUUUAAAUUCAUCCGAGGAAAAAGGAAAAGUCGAUCCGAAAACCGGAUACCCGUUGAAAGCAGAAUCGAGUUGGGCAUUUUCCGGCGGUGACGAAUCAAAUAUAGAUUUACCAUUCGAAGACACUGGAAACAAUUCUGAUGGAAAUGUCAUCAUCGAAGAACAACAACUUAUAGAACUUAAACCUCCAUCAAUCGGUGGUGAUUAUUCUACUGAAUUUACAGACAACCUUCCGACAUCUUUCGGUUCGACGGGUGAUUCUUCCACACAAUUUACAAAAAACCCACCUUUCGGCCUUCAACCGUUUCAUCAAGUACCAACAACCCAAUCCUCGCUCCUCAAUGGAUCAUCCAAUUUCAACGGUUCGAGUAAACCUGUUAUCACUCGAUUCCCUUCGAACGGAAACAACAAUUUUCAAAAUAAUUUUUUCAAUCAAAGGAAAACAAACGAAUUAGAAUUAAAUGGAGGAAUUGGUGGUAUUCAAAGGAGUCAUGAUUUUUCAAAAAUAUCACCGAGAAAUUCGGGAAUUUUUAUUUAUCACAACAAUCCGACAUCAACAACCACAACAACAGGUGCAUCAGGUUUUGUAAGACCUCAAAAUUCCCUGGCCACUUCUUAUCACAUCACAAAUUUUUUCCGGCAAAUUUGA